AUGACACUUGUGUUGUUUCUGUAUGCUGCUAUCGAGGAUCACGACUCCAUUUUCAUUCUAGCUGAAACGGUGCACUUUUCUGGCAUCGGCUGUCUGGCAUGUAAGCUGAUAGGCGAGCGCGACUGCAAUUGUUUAUCGCUGAAAACACAGGAACUAACCGCAACAUUUCUUGCGGUACGCCUGUACUGCAGUUUCGUCAUGGAAUACGAUAUCCACACAUUUCUUGACCUUAUGACGCUAGCAGCGACUGUCUGGGUGGUGUACACGAUGCGUACAACUCUUAGAAAGACUUAUAACGAUCAGCUGGAUGACCUUCAUGUCGUGUACAUACUUGUGCCAUGUACGUUAGCUGCGGUGAUGGCGCAUCCUACUACCUCGCAUGCCUGCAUCAACAGGAUUCUCUGGGCAGCAUGUGUCUAUAUUGAGGCAAUCUCUGUGCUCCCCCAACUACGGCUGAUGCAAAAAGUGAAAACAGUUGAGCAUUUCACUGCCAAUUAUGUGUUCGCGCUGGGUGUUGCAAGGUUUUUAUCAUGCGCUCACUGGGUUCUGCAGAUGUUUGACGGCCAAUCUUACCUCUCGACUGCAGUUGGCUCUGGCCUGUGGCCCAUGAUGGUCCUGCUGAGUGAAAUUGUACAAACGUUUAUUCUGGCAGACUUUUGUUAUUAUUACAUUUUGAGCUUUGCAGAGGGUAGCAGGGUUGUGAGGUUACCAGCAGGAAUAGUGUAG
Messenger RNA from Micromonas commoda, 726 nucleotides. RefSeq lists its product with no specific name. The record is from RefSeq and is a predicted model, not a curated record. The coding region runs from base 1 to 726 and encodes 241 amino acids. Gene Ontology annotation, biological process: protein retention in ER lumen. The transcript has a single exon. Gene Ontology annotation, cellular component: membrane. Gene Ontology annotation, molecular function: ER lumen protein retrieval receptor activity. Lineage: Eukaryota; Viridiplantae; Chlorophyta; Mamiellophyceae; Mamiellales; Mamiellaceae.